AGAAAAGUUUUCGAAUCUGCGCAUCUACCAAAAAACUACAAAAGCAAAGACCUUACCCAAACAAGUCUCCGGAGAGUUGGAAACCAAGACAAAAAUGAAAAACAAAUCAAAUAACCGCAAGAAUACUAGGGAAACGGUAAACCAAACCAUUCAAAGAGAAAUCAUUUGUACGAGCUGGGUAUAUGUCAAUGUAUCGGACAUGUUUUGUAAAAAAACCAAACAAAGCAUCCGAGCAGUAUAUUUUGUACUGCACAAAACGCCCAACCCCUCUCCUCACUUCACUCUUCUUCUUCUCCAACUCCAUUUCGGAGAAAUGGCCAUGACCAAUCUGGUAUCCACAACUCCAAAAGCCCUCACUUUCUCUCUCAUCAGUUUCAAACACCCAUCUCUUCUCUCUUUCUCCACACCCACAACCCGAACCAGAAAAUCCAGAGCCCUAACCGUCCAAUCCAGAGGCAGCGACGACUCAGAAAAAACAGACGCCACCGACCGCCUUAUCUCCGCCCUCACCUACUCCUACCCAUUCUUCGACGGCUUCCAUUUCGGCAAAUACGUCAUCACCCAAUACACCCCAAUCCAAACCCUAAUCCAACCCUUAAUCCCCUCAAUUCGGGCUUUCAACGACGUCCCCAUCAAUUGGUUUCUUGUCUUCAUAACCCUCUCUGUUUUCGUGGUCGGAAACUCUAAUUUCAGCAGGUACGUGAGGUUUAACACGAUGCAGGUUUUAAUCCUUGACGGGCUGUUGAUUAUCCCUGAUUUGGUGGUGAGGGGGUUUAAUCCAAAAGAUGGGAUUGAGUUGUAUUUCGUGAUGAGUCUGAAUAGCACAGUGUUUUUGUACCUUUUGGUGUGUUUGGUUUACGGGUUUGGUUCUUGCUUGUUUGGUCAAGUGCCCAGAUUGCCGAUUGUCGCUGAUGCCACGGAGAUAUUUAUGAUGUUCAUGUGAAGUAUGUUUUCUUCUGUGUAAUUCGUUUUGUUUACGUAGAUAAUGUUCAGUCGAAUUUGUUCAACUUACCUGAAAGGUACCGUAGACUUAGUUUCAAUCAAUGUGUUUUGCUCGCAGAGGUAGCAUAGACUAAACCAAGCAUAGCCUUAAGUCUCAAUCAAUUGGGUCAGCUAUAUUCAUGUCGCAGGGGUAGCAUAUGAUUCCUCUUUCUUUAUUAUCUGAAAAAAAAAUCCAUGUUAUUGCUCC
Molecule: messenger RNA, 1189 nt
Organism: Rhododendron vialii
Lineage: Eukaryota; Viridiplantae; Streptophyta; Magnoliopsida; Ericales; Ericaceae
Product: protein TIC 20-v, chloroplastic-like
Exons: 2
Coding region: 95-943 (282 amino acids)
Source: RefSeq, a predicted model, not a curated record